Molecule: messenger RNA, 1809 nt
Organism: Cutaneotrichosporon cavernicola
Lineage: Eukaryota; Fungi; Basidiomycota; Tremellomycetes; Trichosporonales; Trichosporonaceae
Exons: 2
Coding region: 1-1809 (602 amino acids)
Source: RefSeq, a predicted model, not a curated record
AUGCCGACCGCGUGGAACGCGUGGCCAACGCCACCUCUCUCUCGCAGUCCAAGCAAAUACUCGACUUCACCGCUUGCGUCGUUCGCGACAUCGACAUCGCCCGUCGACAGAUCGGGAGUCCUGUCGGCGCGCUUCGCGUCUACCCCACCUCCGGACCGCGACCUCCCUGUCCUUCCACCAGAGGUCCUGCGCCGCAUCAUCCGCGCGGCUCUCGCACUCGACCCCAGCGUCCCCGACGCGAUCGCUCUCGACUACCCGCCGCGUUCGACUCUCCCGUCCACUGUCCCCUCAGCCCUACCUUCCCCGGGUAUUCCAACCACCUCGCCACCCUCCUCCUUCCCUUUCAACAACCGCACCUUCAGCGCCCAUGCCUCCCAACCUCCCGUUGAUGACGUACCCGACAACAUCCCCGCCGAAUGGGACGCGUUCGCUGGUCGCGCUGCCCGCCGCCAGCUAGAACGUCGUGUUGUGCUCCGGGCCGACGUCGCUCGUACCGCACGUUCCAUGAUACGCGUGUGUCGUGCGUGGAAGGCUCUCGUGACAAAGUACCUGUACGCCGAGCCGGUCGUUACGGCCGACAACAUCACUGCUUUUGCCCACACCGUCGUCCAAGGCGACCGCAAGUGGAGCGACAUUAACAUACACCCUCACUCGUAUCCUGGCCGCUGGUUGACCGUCCUCGACCUCUCGAACUUGGGUGGUGGGCUGUAUUUUGGCGCAGAUCCGCUCACGAUCAAUGGCGCCCUCGGCGCACUGCUGGAUCUCACACCCGCACUGACGCAUCUUCGCCUCCCGCCUGCAGGGUGCGGGGUACGUCUUGCCGACCUCCGUCAUGCGGCCUGUAUCCGCCGUCUUCGUGCUAUCGAGGGCGUCCAUCUCACGGGCCGCAAGGCGGAGGAGGACGUCAUCCGUCUACUGCGUGCCACACGAUCUCUCGAGCUGCUCGGACUUGUGUGGGUCGAUUCGGCAUUGGAACCCGACGACGAACUGGAGGGGGAGGACCUUCCGGCUCCACCCUCCCUUUCGGCGCUGCACACCCUGACGUUCGUCGGUGGCGAGCCGGGACCGCUCUUAGCGACACUUACGCGCGCCGAGCUGCCCCGUCUCACGCGCCUUGUUAUGUCUCCGUACGACCACGGGUUGGUGGUGUGGGAAGAUGAUACCCUCCGCGGCGGCCUACGCGCCCUCCAGCUAGCCCACGGGCAUAAGAUCCGUUCCCUCACCUACGUCGCAACGCCCGGCUGGCCGCACCGCGACACUCUCCCACCAAAUGACACUCUCACACUUCACCCGUUACUUGCACACUUGCACCUCGCACUUCCGCAUGCGGUGCUGCACGACGCGCUGGACCUCGCGAGUGCCCUCGCUGACAAGUACCACCCUCUCAGCGCGAUCACGCUGCCACGAUGGCCCCGUGUCGCACGCCCUGACGCAAGCACGAGCCCCGCGGCCCACCAGGGAGGCGCCCAGUGCGAGUGGCCACCGGGAAACCCGUUCCUCGCAGCACUGCUUUCGAAGCGUAGCCGCAUUCGCACGGUCCGCAUUGACGGGUUCAACUGGAUCUCGCCGAGCCUUGGACGGUUCGCCGCCGAGAGCGGCGACAACGGGAUGAUGCGCCGCUGGUCGGUCGCGAUGGCGCGCACCGGCGUCGAGCUGCGCGACAUGGACGGAGCCGUGCCGCCUGUGAUUGAACGCGGUCGCCAGCGCAGCGUAGAGGGUAUGGCGAUCAGCGCGAUCCGGCGAAGUAUCGACCAGGGGCGGCGGCCGAGCUUUGCGCGGUGCGUCUCAGAUGAUAGUGACGGCGGAUAG